AAGAGGCUGUUAGACAAACAAAUUUUAGGUGAAGGAGAUCACUGAGCAGACGAACAAACUGCUGAACAGUACUGGAAAAGGAAUAAGAGAAGAUAUUGAAAAGGUCCGCCAAGCACGUUUGAACCUCGAGAAGAAUCGACAAGCUCUUGAAAAAGUUGGUGGAGUUAGCGCCGUCACUCGAAAUCGUGCGGAUGAGAUGCAAAAACAACUUGCGCUGUUGAAAGACAAAAUCAAUGAAGCUCGCGAAAAAGCUCAACAGGUACGUGACAAACGUAUUGUGGCUCAUUGGAAUGUGGGAGGAGGAGCGAAAAUGGCAACCAAUAGUCACUCGAUUUUGUACAUUCCAAAUACAGAUCGAUCGAAUUGGUACCAUAUCGAUACGGAUACGGGAUCUUAUCUACGUAGAGCUAUUUGGAACGUGCUUAAAAUAUUCCUUAUGAUUAUUGUCGUAUCAGAUUACAGUAGCGUGAAAAAGCAGGAUGAUUUCCAUGGCGUUAUUGGCGGAAUAACGGUUGACGGAGUAUCCUUGCCACUUUGGGCUUUUUCGGGCAGUUCUCCGGAAUGUGAGGGUGCUCCUGCACCACCGCAACCCACCGUGCGAGGUUACAUGUUCCGUGACGGCUUUGCUCAAAUGGAACUUGCCACAUUCGAACGUACCGUUUCGUCAAUUUCUGUCAUAUUCAAUGCUUACUCACCGAACGGUUUACUGUACUUCCGCGGAUCUGAAACUAGCGGUGAUUUCAUCGCACUGCAGUUGAAGGACGGUCAUGUGGUGUUCAAGAUAAAUCUUGGAGGAUCCUCUCAUGCUGAGCUCACUUCAAAAAAUCCUUACGCUGACGGGCGUGAGCAUACGGUGAAGGCGAUACGCAGCGGCGGAGAGAUCCACCUCCAAGUCGACAGUGAUGCCGAUCGCUUCUCAACUACUAUUCCUGGAGAAAACACCGCGUUGAAUAUUGAGACGGAUAUGCACUACGUGGCUGGUGUGCCCAGCUCGUUCAGGAUUGAUCGAUUUGAUGCAAAUAUCGAGUGGAAGGGAUUCUUUGGAUGUAUACUGAGUGUGAAACCAUCUCAGGCAUCCGAUCUGAAUCUGGACCAUCCUGUGCGCUGGCAGCGUCGUGAACCCGGCUGCCAUUUCAGCGCUGCCAAGUUGGUACCCACUGACCGUCUUGUUGGCUUCUCACGACCUGGUUAUCUGCUCCAAAAAGGCGUAAUUAUGGAUAAUAAUUCAACUUUCGGCUUUGGUUUCCGUACUAAGGAAGAGAAUGGUACACUUAUAUUCCAAUCGUCAAAGCUGUCAGCUUUUCGCAGAAAGCAGAGAGGAGCAGAUAACAACGGAAAGGGUUACAUGGCAUUCUACCUGUUCCGCGGAUAUCUCGUGCUGCACUUUGGCAAAGUUGGUUUCGGUCAAACAUUUUCUAAUCUUAAAGCUUACGAUAUUUAUGAUGCCUCAUCUAGAAAAGAGGUAGUGACUAUUCGCUCAAGCCAGAUGUACAACGAUGGCCAGCUGCAUUCAGUUUUUAUGAGUUUCGCUGAACGUUCUAAACCGCCGAAUAACGAAAUUCCCAUUACUGUGCCGCUGAUAGGAUGCGUUUCUGAUAUGUUCCAUAAUUACAGGAAGAUUCCCAUCGUACCCGAGGAACAUAACGCCCAAAUCGGUAUAUGCGCGAUUGAAUCACCAAACUUCGCCACUCCAAUUGGUUGGAAGAUUCCCAUCGUACCCGAAGAACAUAACGCCCAAAUCGGUAUAUGCGCAAUUGAAUCACCAAACUUCGCCACUCCAAUUGAUGAACCGCUGGAUCUGGAUAGCAUCGGGGGUCAUCGCAAAGAUUCACGUUUGAAUCAUCAAAUGGAUCGAAAUUACUACGGUAUAUUGUGUGUAUAGCC
Messenger RNA from Strongylus vulgaris, 1884 nucleotides. The record is from the annotation of a GenBank genome assembly. Lineage: Eukaryota; Metazoa; Nematoda; Chromadorea; Rhabditida; Strongylidae.